Molecule: messenger RNA, 1132 nt
Organism: Lutra lutra (Eurasian river otter)
Lineage: Eukaryota; Metazoa; Chordata; Mammalia; Carnivora; Mustelidae
Gene: FAM32A
Product: family with sequence similarity 32 member A
Exons: 5
Coding region: 68-406 (112 amino acids)
Cellular component (GO): nucleolus
Source: RefSeq, a predicted model, not a curated record
UUCGGACGUAAAGGGCGUACGCAAACAGGAAGUGUGGCAGUUUACCUACAGAACGGCGAGCGGCAUCAUGGCGGCCUACGAGCAAGUUCAAAAGGGGCCCCUGAAACUAAAAGGCGUUGCAGAGCUUGGCAUCACCAAGCGAAAGAAGAAAAAGAAGGACAAAGACAAGGCGAAACUCCUGGAAGCGAUGGGAACGAGCAAAAAGAACGAGGAGGAGAAGAGGCGCGGCCUGGACAAACGAACCCCGGCCCAGGCAGCCUUCGAGAAGAUGCAAGAGAAGCGGCAAAUGGAAAGGAUCCUAAAGAAAGCAUCCAAAACCCACAAGCAGAGAGUGGAGGACUUCAACAGACACCUGGACACCCUCACGGAGCACUAUGACAUUCCCAAAGUCAGCUGGACGAAGUAGCCUCCCCAUCCAGGAUGAAACAGACUCCAGAAGAUGAGGAGCUAAUGCCCCCACGGGGCCCUGCGUGAGCUGUCCUCCCAAGCUUCCUCUAGCUUGGGGCUUAGGCUGUUCCUUCUGGAGCCUAAGGAAGCCGCUUGAACAUUCAUGGCCUUCAGAAUGCCUCCCCAGCCACGUGGUUUGUGAGACAAUGUAGUUUGGGAAGCAGAACGACUGUCUAAGGCAAGAAUGGGAUGCUUGCCUUGUCCCUAUCUGAGCCUGUGGCUGGCGUGCAGCCUCUUCCCCUGGUGUCUCUAGAGGGUGUUGGCAUGGCAGACAUCACUAAUCAAGCAUGGCAUCCCUUUGUAAUAGAACCCUGACACAGCCUACCACACUACCCUUGACCCUGGGCUCUAAGCAUCCCCUGGGUUUAUUCAGAGUUGGCACAUGGCAUAUAGCCCGCUUGGCCUUUCUGGCCUAAGGACACCUCAGGGGUGACAGGACCUGGGCAGAGCCCCAGCACAGACAGUGCAGUCAAAGGGGAGGACCCAGAUCCUGGUGCUGGAGAGCCGUGAUCUCUGAGGACCUACCAGUACCCUACUUGCUGAGGAACAAACUGCAUAUACUAUUGGGAGGAAGACUCUUUUGACCUAGGUAGUGACAGAAUAGCAAAGUCAAAAGAGAAAAACCAAGUGUUGUGUUUGAGGCUGUCACCUAUGAAUGGAAUAAAGCAAAAAAAUAGUUAUUAAA